Messenger RNA from Gallus gallus (chicken), 1011 nucleotides. RefSeq lists its product as uncharacterized. The record is from RefSeq and is a predicted model, not a curated record. Bases 94 to 378 code for a protein of 94 amino acids. NCBI's taxonomy places the organism in Eukaryota, Metazoa, Chordata, Aves, Galliformes, Phasianidae. The transcript has 4 exons.
GCACUUGUUCUGUUAGCAGUUUGCAGCGGCCAUUUCAAAGAGACCACCACAAAGACAAGAGAGAGAGAUCAGAGAGAAGCACCCGUUCCCACAAUGCUGGUACCCUGCCUUCGGAGAAGACUGGUCCUUACAGUUCCUUUAGUUUUUGUGGCUGCACUACUUCUCAUGGAGCCUGCUAGAUCUGAUCAAGAAGCAGGAACAGCCAUACCAGCUGAAAGCCGUCCCUGUGUUGAUUGCCACGCAUUCGAGUUCAUGCAGAGGGCUCUGCAGGAUUUAAAGAAAACAGCAUAUAAUCUAGACACACGGACAGAAACACUGCUUCUUCAGGUGGAAAAGAGAAAUCUGUGUGACUGUGUAACUGCAAAUCUGCUGAACUGAAUCCAGGAGGCCAGCUGUAUCACCUGUUCAGUGGUUUUUAAAAUGCAGCUGUAUGAAACAGCCUUUUGGAGUUCAUGUUGCAAGCACGUACAUCCCACUGUACUGAGGAAACUGGGGGGAGGGGUCUGUGUCAUAUGUGUCUGUUCUGUUUGAUGGUUUUUAAAUAGUCCUCUCUUUUCACAUCACUGCACUGCCAGUAAGGGCUCAGUUCAGUAAAUCUGCUACUUGGUGUUAGAGUGGGGAAAAAUUUUGCUUGCUUUGAUUUUUAAAUCAGAGUUGGCCAAGUGUAACCACAACGUAAAUAGAGCCAGCAACGCUCUAGAGACGCUUGCAGCUGGUUUUGGUCUCUAACAUGUUAGAGCAUAUCUCUGUGACAGCUUACCCAGUUAUAUUGAGACAACUAGUUGUGGUCUCUGUGGGCUUUGCCAGUAUAUUAACGGCGAUGGAAGUCCUUUCUGUUUGUUGUUUACACUGUGACCGUGUACAGACAUCCUGUUGGCUGUAAAGAGGCAUGCAUUAUAAGGAGGUAUAUUUGUGCUGUGCUUAGAGCAGAACAGCUUAUAUGUUAGUGCUGAAUUUCUGACAUCCUGUGUAAGAGUGUCAUUGUCUUUAAUUAAAGAUCUUAAUUUCUUA